This is a messenger RNA of Actinia tenebrosa (Australian red waratah sea anemone), 1946 nucleotides long. Its product is annotated as membrane progestin receptor gamma-like. The record is from RefSeq and is a predicted model, not a curated record. NCBI's taxonomy places the organism in Eukaryota, Metazoa, Cnidaria, Anthozoa, Actiniaria, Actiniidae. Gene Ontology annotation, molecular function: signaling receptor activity. Gene Ontology annotation, cellular component: membrane.
CAAAUUGUAUGAAGAGAUCUGUUGUCUCCUCUGCCGGCGUAUAUAUCAUCUUAAACGACAAAGGAAAGCUUUAAGUAAUACUGUAUUUCUAAGGCGCAGAACGAUCCACACAACCUAAGCCGGCCUUUUAUUCAGCGUUGGGUUAGAUGAUUCGUUGCUGAAUAAAAUGAAUUUUCAUGAAGAUGCAUAUGGUCUUUUUAUCUCGAAGGCUUUUCAGAGCUUCAGUGGAUUGUUUCGAUAUGGUAGUCGAAUGAAAAGCUUUUCAAAACAGAUCACCUUCAAAAUUUCUGAGGUUCCGUCUGACUACCACGAUGACUACAUCAGAACAGGGUACCGUCGACCAGGAAUGUCCUUCCUGGAAUGUAUUCAAAGUCUUUUCCAGUGGAACAACGAGACGCUUAAUGUCUGGACUCACUGCUUCACCUUAUUUUUCUUUAUUUGGAAAUUCAGUACUUUGGAAGUGGAUUUCUUGUUUGACAGUCGGUAUUGGCCGUUAUGUGCCAUCACUAUUGGUGCGUGCAUGUAUCCUUCUCUUAGCUGUAUAGCCCACACGUUCAGUAGUAUGACCGUCCGUGUUCGUCAUAUAUGCUUCUUCUGUGACUACGCGGGGAUCAGUGUCUACAGCAUAGGAUCAUCCGUAGCAUAUUUCGCCUACAGCAUUCCCGACCAUGUCAGAGGAUCAUUCCUAGGGAUGCUUUACCGACCUAUCAACGUUACCAUGGCAAUCUUCUGUUGCUAUGUAUGCUGCGUAUCCAGGGACAAAAAAUGGCAGUCGAUCCAAUCAACUAUGAGGGCUCUCUCAUUUGCUGUCCCUUAUAUAUUCACCAGCUCGUUUGUUGUCUAUGGCAUUUUAAUAUCGUUUUAUUCUCAUUCCCUUUCGUUUCACUACUCCCAGUUUUUCUGGUGUACCCUUAUGGCCGCAACAAUGACGACGAAAAUCCCAGAAAAAUAUAUUACGGAGUACUUCGACGUGGUUGGUCACAGUCACCAGUGGUUUCACAUAKUUGUGUUCAUAGCAACAAAUAAUCAAAUUAAUGCAGUUAUCCUAGAUAUGACAGAAUUGAGAAAAAAUGAUGCCAUAUGUGAGUGGUCUUUUGGGGGGAGUGUUGGACUUGUUUUGAUGGUGAUUCUAGCAAAUGCUUUAAUAGUGUGCUUUUUUUCUUAUAGCAUUGUAACACUAAACUCUGAGCCACUGCAUGUUGAAGAAGACAAAUCUUUAUAACAUAAUUUCAUAAUAUACAAUCUAGUAAUUUUACACUUUCCGAGGUGGUGCACUGGUACGUAAUGGGCAUCUCGUCUCAAAUCAGGUUUAUUUGGAUUGCAAUUCUUAGUCCCAAUCUCAAUAAAGCAUGAAAGAAAGGCCGGCACUGAUGUAACGAUUGCAGUUUUUAAAUGAAGAACUGCAGCUCGAAAAAUCAGUUGAUUACUUCCUUUACCUUUCCUUCGCUGUUGCUGCCAUAGUGAGCCCAGCACGGACUGACAAAUGCAUUUACAUGAUUUUUUUAUUAUUUUUAUUUCAUUUUUAUGUAGAAAUAUCGCUACGACUGCUCUCAGUCGGUUGCUUGCAAUUUCAUAACAAGUUUUAAACAUGUAUAAAAUAAAUACCUAUAUGGAAAAAAUAUACAAUUAAAAAGCAAUGCUAAUUUUGCAAGCAAAUGUCUAUUCUCUAUACAGCAUCGGCCUAAUUCGCUGCACACGUUAGCCUUGCCAUGAUCUUCGUCCUGUAACGAGUCAAGUUAAAGCUAAUUCUGGUAGAAUUGAAUGACAAAAAGGAAAAAACUGUUUUGCAAGCAAAUGUCCAUUCCAAUGCGCAAAAUCAGACGCCUUGCCAUGAUCUUCUUCUCGUAACAUGAGCCACAUCAAAGCUAAUUCUCGUAGGAUAAGAUGGCAACAUUUUGCACAGGUUUUCAUCGAAACACGCAACUGCGUAACAUUGUUUACUUGCA